CUCCUUGUCCCGUCCGCGGAGCCGCAGCGCCGCGCUCUCCCCCCCUCAGCCUCACCCGCCGCCUCCGCCGCCUUUGAGGGAGAAUGUAAUAAAAGCGAAAAACACGCCGACUUCACCAUACUUUCAUGGAAAGAAGGGCUCCGGGUGCAGGAUCAUGGGGUUUGGCCAAAUCCUCCACCAGCAGAGCGACGAGGAGCGCCAGGUCCGCAUCAACGUGGGAGGGGUGCGACACGAGGUGGCCCCGGACACGCUUCUCCGCUUCCCGCACACGCGCCUGGCGCGCCUGCUGCGCUGCCAGAGCGAGGCGGCCAUCUUGGAGCUGUGCGACGACUACAGCCCGGCCGAGCGGGAGUUCUACUUCGACAGGAACCCCCGGGUCUUCCUCUGCGUGCUCAACUUCUACCACACGGGUCGCAUCCACAUGAUGGAGGAGUUCUGCGUCUUCUCCUUCAGCCAGGAGAUCGAGUACUGGGGCGUCCAGGAGCUCCACCUGAGCCCCUGCUGCAGCAACUGGUACCACGAGAGGAAGGAGUACAUCGAGGACAGGGACUGGGACGUCCGGAGCGACGAUCAGCAGCCCAGCUUCGACUCCUCCUUCGAGGAGCUCUCGGCUCUCGAUAAGGACCUGGCCAAGUUCAAAGGCGCCUGGUGCGGGGAGGUGCGGAGCUACGUUUGGCUCCGACUGGAGGACCCGGGUCACUCCCGGGCCUCCAAGGUCAUCGCCGUGGCCUCCCUCAGCGUGGUGCUGACCUCCAUCGUCGCCAUGUGCGUGCACAGCAUGCCCGAGUUCCAGCAGGUGGACGACAACGAGCGGCCCAUCGAGGACCCGGUCCUCGCCAUCCUGGAGGAGAUCUGCAUCGCCUGCUUCUCCGCCGAGUUCCUCAUCCGGCUCAUCGUGGCGCCCUCCCGCAGGAAGUUCCUCGGGAACCCGCUCAACAUCAUCGACGUGGCGUCCAUCCUGCCGUUCUACGCCACGCUAGCCCUGGAGACGGCCGACGAGGACGCCGAGGAGAACGAGGACCUGGAGAACGUCGGCAAGGUGGUGCAGGUCCUGCGCCUCAUGCGGGUGCUCCGGAUCCUCAAACUGGCCCGCCACUCCAUCGGGCUGCGAGCGCUGGGCGCCACCGUGCGCCACAGCUACCACGAGGUGGGGCUGCUCCUCCUCUUCCUCUCCGUGGGCAUCUCCAUCUUCUCCGCACUCAUCUACUUCGCCGAGAAGGAGGAGGAGCACACGGAUUUGGCCACCAUCCCUCUAGGGUGGUGGUGGGCCACGAUUACCAUGACAACCGUCGGCUACGGCGACACCUGCCCAGUGACGCUAGCGGGGAAGCUAGUGGCCACCCUGUGCAUCGUCUGUGGCCUGUUAGUGGUGGCUCUGCCCAUCACUAUCAUCUUCAACAAGUUCUCAAAGUACUAUCAAAGGAACAAAGCCAUGGAGGGGCAGGGCAUCACCAAGCCCGAGAGGCAAGACCCCGAACUCCCUUAUUACAACAUCCGAGACUUGUUCGAGACGGCGUAUCCCUUCAUCGGGAGUCUGGCCUUUAGGAAUAGCACGAGCUCGGCGGGCAACAACACAGAUGCCUCCAGCCUCCCGGACAUAGAGGUGUACGACAACAGCACGUGUGAGAACAGUGCAGCGCAGUGAGCAAGUCCCACCUUUCCUCUGAGGGGCUGUAACUGACCCUGCCUUCCUCCACCGUCUCCUCCUGCUAUUUGACAGAGAAAUACUGGGCCGUGAAUGUUUUUUUUUUCCUUCUGCAGGGGAGGAGCGGCGGAAAUAUACAGCGUCACUAAAACCGGGGAACCUAGCGGGAAUUAUCUGAGCCUUGCUCAGAGGUUUGAGAGCCCAUUUUCUGCUCGAGAACACUGCAAUGAUGCAUGUCGGAGGCCAUAAUGUUAAUCUUUUGCAGAGUAAUGUGGUGUAUUGAUUUGUCUGCUCCCUGAAAGUUGAGACAGAGAGAGGGAGUUUGGCAACUGCAGUCAAGAAUGACACAACGCUGUGGGACGUCGACGCUUGACCGAUGCCGCGGCGACUGCAUGAGUGGGGGGUCAGAGGGCGAAAACAUGAAGAGACAAGGUGACGCGACUCCGUCACGGCGCCGCUGAAGCCCCGGUGUCCGUCAUUAACCCUUGUGUUGGCAUGUUGGGGGACUCCUCGGGGGGGAAACUCAUGUGGACAUGAAUAAAACCCAGUGGAUCUGAAGAAACGCGCCUCUCAUUUACCGCAGGACUCACAUUACAGGGCUCAGCUCAGGCUCAUUUGAAACACACACCUCCACUGUUACAUCCCGACAAAGGUGAAGCCAAAAUCAUUGAAAUGCAAUUUUGAAAUGCAGUGAAAACGAGGAGUGGACUUAUUUUCUUCCCUAUUCCGUGUUUUUCCUCCCUGAAAGCAUUGAUUUCCUGUCCAGCGGCAUUGUCUCUGCUUGGGUGAGCUCCUCUCUGCAGGGAUCUCAGAUGUGCAUGAGCCGCUUCACCGUUCGCUUCAGAAUCCGAAACCUGCGAGACAGUGAGCGAACGCUGACGCGAACAGAGCAGCACAUUAGUCCCAAAUUAUUUGCUAACAGUAGUAAAUGACUCCGACCAUUGGCCUCGUUAUAGUAGCUGCACUGGUAGAAUUUCACUUUGUUAGCUGCUAUUUAUUGUCAGAGACAUUAGUUAUAUUACACAUACAGAUUUUUUUUGUAGCAAACUGCUCAUGACUGAUGAAAAACUGAUUUUGUUGUAGUUGGUGUGAAUCCGUAAUCUUUAUUCAACACUAGUGAACAGUGACAUUAGUUUUUCUGUGAUCUAAUGACACCAGCAUCACAUCAUAAUGGAUGUUGGUUCCUCCCCAUUACGCUGCGCCUCGAGGCUUCGCGGUGGUUCUGCUGAAGGUGGUAGUUUUCAGCAGAGGGGGUUCCACUGUGUUUGGACCGAGACCUGGUGCUUGGGCUGAGAGUCAACCUCUGGCCUGGACCUGGAAGCACGUUUGCUUGUGAAGCAGACUGAGCUGCAGCAUUAAACACUGGGGAUAAACGGCGCCGCUGCACAAUUGGAUUACUGUCAGAAACAGUGUUCACGCUCCUGAGUGGGAAGUAAAAACCGAUCAAUAAAAUGUAUUUAAUCUUUGCUCAAUCUGUGAGAUUUAUACGCGUGAUCACGGCUAUAGGUUCGAUGCUGCUGGUGAGAGUCCACUGUCCCACUGACAUCGCAGUUCAACAACAGGCCUCCGCUUCAGGUAUUUGAAGAGCAAACAUAAAUCUUUUCCUCAAAAAUCUGACAUUUGUUAGUGAGCGCAUGAAAUUGUAUAUCGCACAAAGCCUCGGGGUCCGUGGAGGCAUUUGUUCUUGAACUUCAUACGGGAGGAAAAGGUCAUCGCAUGCAGUGAUGAAUGUGUGAAAGGCACACAGGAAUGUGGAGCUCUUACUGUAAAAGUGUACCCUUUAUACACACUCACCAUCAUAUAAACAUAAAUCAAAGUGAUCUAAUAUUAUCAUCUAAAUAUUAAGGUGCAUAAUUUUAAAUGACAGCAAAUAAAGUUCUAAAGCGUUAUUGAUCAGAGGCGUUCGGCGACGCUGCUCACCGCAGAGCUUCCUCUCAGCCAUUAGCAGCAGCGCUGUGGUUUCAGGCUCAGCUUCAGCCGCUGCAGAAGGAGGUUCAUUACAGCGAACCUGCGCGGACAAGGCUACUUAGCUGCAGCGUUUCAUUAAACCCGCUCCAUUCGACUCAGGGACGUGAGCCUUUCACACGUUGAUUUGCAUCUAUAUAUUGUUGCCAACACACUGUGAAGAAGAAGAUUCACAACAUUGUGUCGUAUCGUAAAACAUUUGAGAUUUGUUUUUGACGAGGCCCAGAUUGAGUUUUUUAUUUACUGUGUCUUGCGGUAGUCAGUGUGAAUUUCACAGGCCGGAGCUGCAUAUCAGAGUGUUUAUUGCCUGAGACAGACAUCACCAUGAGCACAUCCUUCACACAAACACUCCAAACAGCAGGGAGAUUUUUAAGCACACAUAAAAAUGCAAAUCCCCCCAAAAACAAUGUGGCUGAUUUGUCGAAAUAUACAGAUAUGAGUACUUCACACCUGGAUGAUGACUCUAGAGGCUGCGCUCACCUUCACCUCUCCUUGGACAGUGCCUCGUGGCUCAUCCCAUUAAGAAGAGCAUGUCUAUUAGCCUUCCCCUUGUCUGCCAUUACACUGAUGGCCACAAAACCCUUGGCACCCGCCAGCACGCGGACAAGCAGAUUAUCAAGCGUCCCGCGUGUCGCCGGGCAAAUAUUUCACUUUGAUGCACACGCCGUGACCUCGGCCCGGUGCUCCCGCGGGUCAGAACUCCACUGGGGCGACUGAUUGCACAGGUGACGCGAGGUCACGGCCCGAAGCGUCGCGCGGCUGCCUCAUUUGUGAGUGCGUAAGCUCUGCUUUAGCCAAAAUCAGGAUCAGCAGCUUGAGUAAUAAUGCACUUUCAUUAUUUACGAGGGUCCAUUUAUAGGUUUAUCCGAGCUGCCGCCACCAGCGUGAUCUGCGCUGACUUUACAUUUCAUUAACAAGGUCUGGAGUGACAGGGAGCUGACGGAGAGCACCGGGCCGGCCCUCCGUCAAGACAAAGUGGGCAGCAUGAGAAAUGUUGUGUACGGUGCUGCGCCUCAUCUCUGGGAUGAUGAACCGACGCCCUGCUCGUCUGUGGGGAGUUGCGAUGGGGAGAGCGAGGAUUUAAUGGAGGCAGUAAAAGAGGGCAGAAAGGCCGUCAAGUCGCGCUAAUGAAUCCGAGGAAGAGAGGAGGGACGGGGUAGAAUGAGAGGACGAAGACACCAGAUUCUCACAUGGAUGAAGAGGGAGGAAGUGCAUCCUCAGACACCAGCACAUCUGCUGUCCGUAUGCAUGCUGCUGACACAUACAGAUGUAUGAAUUCAGCCCAUAAUGGCCAAACGCAUCCAUGCAUUCAUAAAGGCCAUCAUCGAGUUACUGCAGCGUGAUUUCUUUUUACCAUAAAGCAUAAAACAUGCAGCUGAUGUCAAGUGUCUCAGCCACGUAAUGCAUGUCCAGUACUAUGUAAAUGUGUCCACUCAGCCUUUCGGUGCCUCAAUAAAAGCGUGUAAUUGAAGAUCAA
Messenger RNA from Betta splendens (Siamese fighting fish), 5087 nucleotides. RefSeq names its product potassium voltage-gated channel, delayed-rectifier, subfamily S, member 3b (gene kcns3b). The coding region runs from base 155 to 1645 and encodes 496 amino acids. Lineage: Eukaryota; Metazoa; Chordata; Actinopteri; Anabantiformes; Osphronemidae. The record is from RefSeq and is a predicted model, not a curated record. Gene Ontology annotation, biological process: protein homooligomerization; potassium ion transmembrane transport. Gene Ontology annotation, molecular function: protein binding; voltage-gated potassium channel activity. The transcript has 2 exons. Gene Ontology annotation, cellular component: voltage-gated potassium channel complex; membrane.